Molecule: messenger RNA, 3373 nt
Organism: Lethenteron reissneri (Far Eastern brook lamprey)
Lineage: Eukaryota; Metazoa; Chordata; Hyperoartia; Petromyzontiformes; Petromyzontidae
Product: cytochrome P450 2D15-like
Biological process (GO): xenobiotic metabolic process
Cellular component (GO): cytoplasm; intracellular membrane-bounded organelle
Molecular function (GO): iron ion binding; oxidoreductase activity, acting on paired donors, with incorporation or reduction of molecular oxygen, reduced flavin or flavoprotein as one donor, and incorporation of one atom of oxygen; heme binding
Source: RefSeq, a predicted model, not a curated record
CAGCGAGUAGCACGUAUGAAGGCACACGAGGGGGUGGGUGGCCAGCACCACGCCCGGCCGCCUUUGUCUCCCUCGUGGCAAUGUUUUUACGCACAGCACCAGGUACUCAUUUGAGGCUGAGUCGAUCUAGGGGAGGCCCAGUACAGGUUCAGAUAAUCGUCACCGGUGUUGGCCGUGAGCGCGAAUCGAACUCGGGUCGCCGGGUUCGUAGCGCUAACUACUACACUACAUCGCUAACUACUACACACAUCACACACAUUCAUACACAUACCACUCACCCACCCACGCACAACACUCCCACCCACACAUGACACUGACUUUGAACAAGCGAGACAGACAGAGAGAGAGCCUUGCCAAGCGGCUGGCGGUGUUCCACAGCACAGAGAGGACGAUCGCCACUCGCCUACGGCACUAGCCAUUCGUGUACAACGCGUGUGACACUGCAUGCACGCUGUGUGUGUUGAACUUCUUUCACGCCGUACGUAGCCAACCCUGCUAAUCGGAGGUGCGUGCGGGGUUGACAACAACAACAGCAAGAUAAUUCUCGGCCAGCAGACUGCAGGCGAACGUAGCGUGCGUUCGCGUGAACACGACACACUUAUUUCUCGCAAGAGACGCGUCUCAUCAGCACACGCGCGAACACAGCAGCAGAGCCAUGCACGAGUUCGCUUCGCCUGCUCUCUCGGUGCCUCUGCUUCUCAUCUUCGUCCUCCUCCUCCUGCUGCUGCUGCUACAGAGGAAGAACAUCUUCAUCACGCGGCCCUAUCGCUUCCCCACGGGGCCCCCGAUUCUGCCCGUGUUGGGCAACUUCAUGUGGAUGGGUCGCAAUCCUGUCGCAGGGUUACAGCAGAUGGCCACAAAAUAUGGGAAAGUGUACAGCAUAUUCAUUGGUUCGAUGCCGCUGGUGGUGGUGAACAGCUACCAACUCGUGAAGGAGGUUCUCAUGUCACACGAUUUUUCCGAUCGACCGUACAUUCCACUUAUGGAAAUAAUGAAACAAAACCUUGGCAUCGUAGGUGCUCCGUACGGCGAAGCCUGGAAGCGACAGCGCAGAUUUACUUUGUCAACCCUUCGCAAUUUUGGAUUCGGAAGGAAAACCAUAGAAGAGAGAAUCCUCACGGAGGCCAAGGUCCUCAUGGAAACCUUCAAGCAGGAGGCCACAGCCUUUGACCCUCACUUUAAUAUUAACAACGCGGUCAGCAACAUCAUCUGUUCGCUGGUGUUCGGAAGCCGCUUUGACUACGUCGACCAGGACUUUCAGGAGCUGCUGCAUCUCAUAGAGGAAAACUUGGUGCUGCAAGGGGGCCUACUUGGGCAGAUCUGCAACAUAUUCCCAGUGCUGUGCAAGUUGCCCGGGCCGCAGCAGAGAAUGUUAACCUCGCAGGCAAAGGUCCAGGCCCUCGUGGACGCCAAGAUUGCCGAGCAUCGUGCAACGCUGGACCCCAGCAACCCCAGGGACCUGAUCGACGCCUACUUGGCGGAGAUUGAGAAGGAGAAGGGCGACCCGAACAGCCCCUUCAAGGACAAGAAUCUGUCCAUGGUGACCUUGGACCUCUUCAUCGCUGGCACCGAGACGACCUCCACGACCCUGCGCUGGACCCUGCUCUACAUGAUGGCGUACCCAGACAUACAGGCUGCCUGCCACAAGGAGAUCGACGAGGUCGUGGGCGCGGACCGCCUGCCCGCAAUGGAGGACCGGCCCAAGAUGCCCUUCGUAGACGCAGUCAUCCACGAGAGCCAACGAUUCAGCAACAUCGUGCCACUCGGCCUGGUGCAUUCCACAUUGAAGGACGUGGAAUUUGAAAACUACCUGCUGCCCAAGGGAACUAUGGUAUUGACGAACUUUACAUCGGUGCUGUUUGAUGAGAGCCAGUGGGAAGCCCCACAUGAGUUCAACCCUGGUCGCUUCCUGGACGGCAGCGGAAAAUUCGUCAAACCCGACGCCUUCCUGGUCUUUUCUGCCGGUCCCCGCGUGUGCCUGGGAGAGAACCUGGCCAGGAUGGAGCUCUUCCUCUUCUUCACGUCUCUGCUGCAACGCUUUCAGUUCUACUGGCCCGACCCGGCUUCAAAGCCAAACCUGGAGCCCAAAUAUCAGUUCACGCAGGCACCGCAACCGUACAAGAUGGGAGUGCGCCCACGUAACUCGUGAAUCGACAAAAAGCCGGGACACGUUCGACGUACCGGCAGGGCUUGCAGAUUUCCCAGCGCUGCCGACGAUCCUCCGGCAAAAAUACGGGACAAGGUGGCAACUUUAGCAGAGGGCAGCCUUGCUGUUUGCUCCAGAGCAGCAAGGGUGCACAUGCCAAGGAGGGUGUAGACCCGUGUUCUUCUUGGCAUUCUCACUGCCCGUUAUUUAAAAAUUCAUGUAUAAUUCUUAAGCAGUAAUUUCCUUCGGAUGUCUGUAAAACAUUUUUUUUUAUUAAUGUGACAGCUAUUGCUGUCUUCCAUUAAUCCAUCAACAGGCACAUACAACGAGUAUGGCAGCAGAGCAAGUUUUCCUAAUGAAUCGUUGCGCAGUAGCGUCAGCUGUGCUUGUUCAACAUGAGUACAUAUACCGACACUUUGGUGGUACACAUUCUACAAAAGAGGGUGGAUGUAUGUGCAGUGAAAGUAACGAGUGAAGGGACCGUGAGACUAAAGACGUUAUUUUAGGCAGCCAAAUCAGAUGUAUAGCGGAAAAAUGCGUUCAGCAAAACUAUUUCCCAUUUAAUAACGUCACGGUAAAGUUUGUGCGAGUUACGAUGUAUCACUACGCACACGCGGUGAGAGGGUGGGACAAACAACGAAGGGUACGCCGCCGUAUCGCACCGCUCGGCUGGGGGUGCAUUCCGCAUUGUACCGACUGCAUUCCGUAUUAUAACGAGCGCGUUCCACAUUAUAACAGCCGCGUUCCGCAUUAUAACGGCUGCGUUACGUAUUAUAUCGGGCGCGUUCCGCAUUGUAAUGGCCGUGUUCCACAUUAUAACAAGCGCGUUCCACAUUGUAACAGCCGUGUUCCGCAUUGUGACGAGCGCGUUCCACAUUGUAACGGACACAUUCUGCGUUUUGCAAAGUGUUCCCCGGUGGAAGAACCGCGUAAUUGCGAAAACGCGUUAUCGUGUGAACACACGUUAAGCGAGGACUUGCCGUACAAGUAUCUUAGCCAAGUAUCAAAACAUCCUCUUUCUCAUCUUCGACACGGAAACAUUUGACAUCUACUUUAUGCCCAUCUCAGACUAUGCUGACAUGACAUUAUUGCAUGAUAUAAUUUAUGCAAAAGGGAUCUGAAACUUUUUUUUCCAAAAUCUAAAACUCGCCCCGAAUGAUAUAUCCAUAUCCAAUUUAUGACUUUCCGCGGUGCACUGCAAAUCUCAAAUAAAAUUACCAAAUUGUC